CUCUUCCGUCUCUUGUUUGUUGUUGGUGACCAGUCUUCCUUCAUCCAAAAGCACAGAGCACGGAAUGAUGGACGACGACGACGACGAGCAUCCCGCCAAGCGGUUCCUGCGCGAGGAGCAGCAGCGGAUGAUGGCAGUGCGCCAGCCCGUGCGCCGUCCAACUGCAACCCUCGAGUCGCCCGCAUCAGGGCCGUCGGGGUCAGGUUCAGGUUCAGGUUCAGGUUCAGGCUCAGGAGCAGGGUCAUCAGGAGCAGCGUCAGGGCUCGAUGUCAAGCCAAUGGACACGCUCGACGAGAAGCCCGGCUUUGGCGCCAGGCCAGUCGUCCUCGGUCCCAACGGACGCCCGCUGCAGCCGCAUGAAAUCCCACAGCCAGUCGAGCCCUCGCGCCUCGGUCGCCAGGUCUGGCUUGUCAAGGUGCCAGAGUACUUUGCCAAUGCGCUUGAACACCUCGAAGAUCAAACACACUUUGCCACACUCCAGAUGCCCACGAGUGCUCCGGCACCAUCGCGCUUUGGUGCACCUCGUGAGAUUGGAAUCGACAUUGAGCUCGAUCUGACCGACCAGAACGAUCUCUUGCUGCCACAUCAGUAUCGCAUGCAAAUCCUGCCAAACACUCUAGGAGCUGCCGCAUUUUCCGAGGAUGAAUCAGGCAACCUUGCGUUCGAAGGCACUGCUGUUCAAAAGUGCGAUGUUAUGCCUGUGCUAAACGACGAGUAUCGCGCCUACCUGUCGGCAAAACGAGAGCUCGAAGCCAAGCCCAAGUUCGAGACCCAGCAAGUCGCGGUUGUGAAGGCCUUGUAUGAGCCAGUGUCGGCCAUCGCGGAAGAGGAAAAGCAACGCGAAAAGCGCAGGGACGUCGACAAGCGCGAGCGCAUUGACAAGGAGCAGCUCAAGGACCAGAUCACUGCCGUGUUCGAACGGUACCAGUUUGCUAGUCUUCAACAGCUCCAGCAACUUACCAACCAGCCACCGAACUAUCUCAAGCAAGUGCUUAGCGAGCUUUGUGACUACAACACUCGGGGUGCCAACCGAAACACAUAUCAGCUCAAGCCCGAGUUCUCCCAUUACAAUCGCUCCGUGUAGUGCGAGUGCGAGCGAGCGACAGCGAGGCAGGAAGAGAGUUUUGUCGAUUUCCUUUGUGCUCGUUCCAAUACAAAAUCCAAACCGA
Molecule: messenger RNA, 1169 nt
Organism: Capsaspora owczarzaki ATCC 30864
Lineage: Eukaryota; Filasterea; Ministeriida; Capsasporidae
Exons: 8
Coding region: 65-1084 (339 amino acids)
Biological process (GO): transcription initiation at RNA polymerase II promoter; transcription by RNA polymerase II
Cellular component (GO): transcription factor TFIIF complex
Source: RefSeq, a predicted model, not a curated record